Messenger RNA from Populus euphratica (Euphrates poplar), 2076 nucleotides. RefSeq lists its product as uncharacterized. The record is from RefSeq and is a predicted model, not a curated record. Lineage: Eukaryota; Viridiplantae; Streptophyta; Magnoliopsida; Malpighiales; Salicaceae. The transcript has 4 exons. Bases 203 to 1897 code for a protein of 564 amino acids.
CCUUUCUUUCCGGCCUUCUUCCAACCUGCCUCCCCUCACUCACUCUCUCCCUCCCCCAAAAAUAAUAAAAAUAAAAAUCAGACUCUCACUCUCUAUUUUCCAAUCCCUCUACACUUGAAUUGGGGGUUUCUAGAUUUUGGUCAGCACAUGGUAAACGUCAAGUCGUUUACAAAAAAAACCCUCAAUUUUGCUCCAAGUUACAAUGGAUUCAAAUUCUGUUGUGUUCGACAUCAGCUCAGACGAAGAGCCGGCGAUUGAAGAGCCCAAGGAGUUCGACGACGAUUGUAACUGGUUGACGGAGCUGUUACGGACCGUUGACAAGGAGAAGGAUGAUUCUGAUGAGGUUGUGAUUGUCGGGGAGUAUAAUCCGCCGAAACCUAAGUCUAAGUCAAAGUCGUCGAAUCAGGUGGCGGAUAUUAAGUUUGUUCUUGAUGGUGACGAUGAUGAUUGCGUUGUGUUGGGCGGUGAUCCUGAUAAGCCGGUUUCUGCUGUUGAUGAUGCCUGCCGGAACGAGACCGAUAGUUCCGACGACGGUGAUGAUGUUCUUGUUGUUGCUGAAAAAGGCCAGGUUGCAUGUCGAGACUACCCUCAUCCAAGACAUCUUUGUGUUGAAUUUCCUUUUGGUUCUACUCCACAUGCAAGACAUUGUCACCUGUGCCACUGUUACGUUUGUGACUCACUUGCACCAUGUGUGCACUGGGGUACAGGUGUCUCUACUAUUGACCAUUGUCAUGCCACUGAUAAGCAGGAGAUGUGGAAAAAUCAGCGUAAAAUUUAUAGAACAGGGAAAGAUGCUCCAGUUCCAGUUUCAAAACUUCCUGACGUUACUGUUCCAAUGGCCUUGCCCCUACAUAACCAUUUAGGAUCUCUAGAUAUUGUACCGCAUAAUCAGUCCUUGACACACAAUCCUAUGCUGCAGAAUCAGGCUUCCAGGACACAUAGGAUCUGUUCUUGCUCCUCCUCCAACAUGGGCAUCAUCAGAAACCGUAGAAGUCAUCAACCAGGAUGUGUUCUAGGCAGAAAAUCUCUCUCAGUUUCACAACAAGCACUUGGUGUGCGUACUGAUGUUCAGCGGGAUAGACAUCCUAAUGCCUUAGGUCAGCGAUUUGUCUCUUCUAGUACAAUGUAUAAAAGGCCAGGACUUGUUGCGCAUGCUUUGGGUACAAACCAUCCCACGCUUGUAUCAUUGAACAUGAAUUAUGCUCCUGCUUCAGGAUAUGCAAGGAAUGCUGCUCCUCUGGCUACAUCAAAGGAAAAUCCCUCUAGUUUGCAUUAUGUUUUACACAGUGCAAAUUUUGAAUCACAGACAUACCAGAGCUCCCCCCAGCCCAACAUGGGCAGUGUCAUUGUAAAUACCGUGCCUUCGAGAUCUGAAGUAGGCUGUCAACCUAACCUGCAGUCAAACGAUGGCCAAAGUCUUUAUCAGCUUGGGAAUCAAGGUGAAAAUGAUGCAGAUUCGUUUUUUUCUGAUUUUGACUUUUGUCACGUUAACAACUCAAGUCAAAGUGAUCAGGGAGCUUCUAUUGAAAAUAUUAUUCAUGGCACAGUUUCCAACAAUGAGCCAUCAACUGUUAAGCUGUUAAAUUCUCAGUUUGCUGAAAUUGAAAGUGCUCAAUUCCACUACAAGGAUCAUGAGUUUGUUGAUAGCUUUUUUUUAAACCAAGCUGUUCCAGUGGUUUCAGAUGGUUUUGUGCCUCAUGAUCUGAAUGGCUUUUCUCCUGAACGUCCUGCUAUUGACACAGAUGCAGGUGCUGUUAAGAAAGGUCCGAUAUGCGCAGGGCUGGGUCAUGUGAUAGUGUAUGGCCACAGCUGGGUCAAGUAUCAGUCUGUUGAGAGCCAGAAAUGGUCUUUUAUUUCCAUAAUCUGCUGUUGGUCACCAAUGGUCGUCACGAGAUGAUUGUCAUGUGUGAGACUCCGCUGACAGUGAUAAUCCCCUGUAGCAUAUUUUAUUUUACUGGAAAAGAACGUAGCCUUAUUAGUUAUGAAGAAGCACUAUGUUCUAUGGUUGGUUCCAUUUUAUCGGCCUGAGAAUUUUCACCAGCAUUUCCUGAAACAUUAUGAUCGUCUUGCCUGAAA